Molecule: messenger RNA, 579 nt
Organism: Fulvia fulva
Lineage: Eukaryota; Fungi; Ascomycota; Dothideomycetes; Mycosphaerellales; Mycosphaerellaceae
Product: Nonribisomal peptide synthetase
Exons: 2
Coding region: 1-579 (192 amino acids)
Biological process (GO): amino acid activation for nonribosomal peptide biosynthetic process; secondary metabolite biosynthetic process
Cellular component (GO): cytoplasm
Molecular function (GO): phosphopantetheine binding
Source: RefSeq, a predicted model, not a curated record
AUGUCAUCCUUCGAGGUAUCCACUGAUGCCAUCCGUGGUGAAAUCGCAGAUGCCUGCAAUGUACUUACAGAGCAGAUCGAGGACUUCUACGAAUGUACUGCCACGCAGUUGGGCAUGUUUGCAGAGUCCGCAAAGUGCGACGGCGCAUACCAGACUUUAUCGGUCAGCUCAUUGGAGUCUUCAAUCGACCAAUGCCGCUUCUGCGCCGCGCUACGUCACGUCUACCGGGCCAACGCAGUAUUGCGAACCCGCAUCGUGGAAUGCAGCCUUGGAAUUGUUCAAGCUGUCAUCGACGAAGACCUGGAGAUCCGGAGACCGACUGAUGGCCUUGAACACUAUCUGCAGAAAGAGAAGAAGCGGCACAUGUGGCUAGGGACGCUAUUGGGUACUGUGACCAUCGUCGAACGUAAAUUGGUAUGCUUGACGCAUCACGCCACGAGAGAUGACUCUGCCUUGCAGUUCUUCAUGGCCGAUGUCAUGCGAGCUUACUUGAAUGAAUCUGCAUUCCCACGUGCGGCUUUCAAAGAUUACGUCCGCCAUUGCAGCAACAUCGACAAAGAUGCCUCGGUGGCGUUCUAG